Messenger RNA from Eucalyptus grandis, 1089 nucleotides. Its product is annotated as EPIDERMAL PATTERNING FACTOR-like protein 2. The transcript is spliced from 4 exons. Bases 496 to 927 code for a protein of 143 amino acids. Gene Ontology annotation, biological process: guard cell differentiation; stomatal complex development. NCBI's taxonomy places the organism in Eukaryota, Viridiplantae, Streptophyta, Magnoliopsida, Myrtales, Myrtaceae. The record is from RefSeq and is a predicted model, not a curated record.
AGAGAGAGAGAGAGAGAGAGGGAUGAACAUGGCGUGUUGAAGUUGCAACUGCAGCUCAAAUUUCAAUUCCUCCCCCGAAAACGCAGCCACACACUUGAACAAAUCUUGCGAGAAAGCGAGAGCCCUUCAUUGAUCUCUCUUCUGUCAUUUGGAGUCCCUCCUCUUUUUUUUCCUUCCUCUGUGAGUGUGAAUUCUUUUGUCCUUAUUUUUCUGACGCCAUUUCUGUUUGAUCGGGGGGAUGAGCUCAUCGAACGAGGCUUGAGGCGCAUUCCCUUUUCGGCUGAUGUCCUUUUGAUAAUCUUUUUGUUUAUUUCUGGGGCUUUCCCUAUUGUAUUUCACCUUUUUUCUCUCUCGUUUCGCUUUCCACGUCCCGUCGCUGAUUCAGAGCGAGCGGCAGAGAGAUUGAUAAGUCUCUGUGCAUGCAUGAAUUCAGGAGUUGGGCAUUCAAUCGGUCUCCGCAAAAAGCCUGCGCCAGUUUCCUGAGUGUGCAUAACAAUGGGGAGGAUUCAAGAAUGGGUAUUUUGCCCCAGGAGUGGGCAAACAAUGGUCUUUUUGCUUUUGCUCUUUCUGUGGGGUUCGAACCAAGUCACCUGUGUGGCUGAAGGUAGAGUCAUCUCCUCCAAGCUGACGAGGGAAGAGGAUGAACAAGAGAAGGCGAUGUUGAUGAAGAGAAUGAGGUCGCUAAUAGGGUCGAGGCCUCCGACGUGCAAGGGGAAGUGCAGCUCCUGCGGGCACUGUGAGGCCGUGCAAGUCCCCUUUGUUCCCCAACAAGUCCACGGCCCGAGAAGAGUCAGGAGUGCUCGUAGCCAUAUUGCUUCUGCAUCCACCAGGGCCACGACUGCUUACUACUCGAGAGGCGAUGACAUCUCCAACUACAAGCCCAUGGCCUGGAAGUGCAAAUGCGGAGACAUGCUUUUCAACCCUUGAUCUAGAAACGCGCUCACCAUCUUCAUCUCACAGAGAUCAGGAGUAUUAUAUUUAAUUUGCCCUUUUAUGUACAACCCUUCUUUCUUAUUCUCUUUUUUGGCCGUUCCCUCCAAUUUUUGUCUUAUCAUGUGGCUUACGUAAAGCUUUUUAUCCUUCUCGCGU